Messenger RNA from Bipolaris sorokiniana ND90Pr, 792 nucleotides. RefSeq lists its product as uncharacterized. NCBI's taxonomy places the organism in Eukaryota, Fungi, Ascomycota, Dothideomycetes, Pleosporales, Pleosporaceae. The coding region runs from base 141 to 677 and encodes 178 amino acids. The record is from RefSeq and is a predicted model, not a curated record. The transcript has a single exon.
UUUCCGGGGGCAAAAACCUUGGGCCUUUGUGUUGGGGGCAAAAAACCCGCCUACCAGCUCAUCUGCUCCAUGGAUCCAAAGACAGGUACAUGGUGCAAUCCGAGUGAGCAGAGAGUGCUGCUUCACUCUCACGCCGGGCUAUGAUGCCAUGCCAUGCCAUGCCAUGGCACUCCCGCUCAAGGUCCUUCACUCCUUGGUAUCCCUAUCCCUAUUCCUAUCCCUAUUCCUAUCCCUACCUACUCACCACAAUCCUCUUGCACAGCGUGUGGGCGGGCGGGCGUGCGGCGGAAAAACCCAAUCGAGGGCCCACCAUCCACGCCUGGGCCUCUUCGGAAUUGAUGAGCCCCGUAGCAGAUCUUCAGGGCCCACGGGGCUUCGUGUUAUCGCCUCCCAAUCCGGUUACCCUGCGGCUCAUCUCCCUGGACCCUGAACCCUUUUUUUUUCUCUUUGCAACUUCGACGGCCAUACAGUGCGGCCAUGUAAUUCUCCUUCUCGCUAAACCCCCUCGAAAAAAAAACACAUCAGACUCAAUGACGCGUAGAUUUGGAAUCCCACGCAUUGGCUUACCCCCAUAUUCCUUUGACCCUCUGGUCGGCUAUCUUGCCAUGUCUCCCACGCGGCUCACCGCAACGUGUUCACCCCUGGGACAGCUAGGGCGGGCUGUGCGCCAACGUUGAAAUCUCGGUUCGAGACCCACUGUUACGUACCGCCAUAGACACGAAGGCGGUGUCUGAUGCACAUCGCUGCCCUCGCAACGUUGAAACGUAUGUCGGGUCCGUUGAGCUUAGGCUG